AUGAUCUACAUCGAUGAUUCAAGAUAUAAAUUGAUUGGUGAAAAAGAUCCAAGUUCAGAAUGUAGAAUGAUCGAUAAUGGCAAAAGACUUGAAGAAGAAGAAAAAGAACCUAAAAAGUUACCAGAUCCUUUAUCCUUGCCGUGCCCUCCACCACCGGACUUUAAUAUUAAUGCUAGAUACUUUGUAAAGUAUUUUGAUAGUGAUGCAUUAAAAACAUUGAAAAAGAAAAUCACCAAUAAAAACAAGAAUAAAAUUAAACCGAAGCUACUAAACAGUCUUUUCAUUUAUCGUAAAGCUUGGAUUGUGCAAAUCAAAGUUAUCACCGGACGUGAUUAUAAAACAGCAGAAAUUUCGCAUUUUAUUCGAAGAAAAUGGCGUAAUGAAUCUGAAGAUCAUAAAGAAUUCUAUAGAAAAAUUGCCAAAGAAGUGAAGGUUUUGUAUUACAAGAGAUUCAAGAAAUCUGCUAAAAAACAAUUACCAAAAUCAACACGCUUCGAAUUAACCUCUGGUCCACCAACUCUGUUACAACUGCCAUAUCCAAUUGGAUCACCACAGAAUAAUAACAAUCAAAUGUCCUCACUACCUGCAAUUUCGACAAAUCAAGGUUUUUUAUCAGAUCCUCCAUUUACAUUUAUCAACAAUGGAACAAGUAACUUUAAUAGUCAUAAACAUAAAUCCAAAAAAGCAAAAGCACCGCAACUUUCCUCUGUUCAAGCUUCUGGUGCUGAUUUCUCUGUUACAAUCGGCAAAACACGGAUAAUUUACAUCCUGAAGCAAGCCAGAAUCUUAAGCAAUAAAUAUAUAAUUGUAAAUAAUAAUAAAACAAAAUAUUCCAUAACUAGUUUAACAGGUUCGGUUGUUCAACUCCUAACUAAAAACAGGUUAUGGAUGUUGGAUUGA
This is a messenger RNA of Entrophospora candida, 900 nucleotides long. The record is from the annotation of a GenBank genome assembly. Lineage: Eukaryota; Fungi; Glomeromycota; Glomeromycetes; Entrophosporales; Entrophosporaceae.